Messenger RNA from Mugil cephalus (flathead mullet), 3212 nucleotides. Its product is annotated as sushi domain-containing protein 4-like. The coding region runs from base 186 to 2015 and encodes 609 amino acids. The record is from RefSeq and is a predicted model, not a curated record. The transcript is spliced from 11 exons. Lineage: Eukaryota; Metazoa; Chordata; Actinopteri; Mugiliformes; Mugilidae.
GCGGAGCGGGUCAAGCUUGGAGCCAGCUAGCGGUUAGCUGCGGCAGUACGGCUCGGGCCAUUAAAUCCUGUUUUCGUGCUUUCUGCGGUAGCGGUUAAUGUCUCCGACGUGGCCGAAAUAUCGUUGACAUAUGUCUGUAGUGUGAGGAAGCGACGGCGGAGGUUGAGUUGACUCUGAAGGGGAAGAUGUGCAAUGGAAUGAUAGAGUCAAUAUCAAAAGUCUUUUGUGCCCACACCUCAGCCACCAAAUGGUCCUUCCUGUUGCUGUUGGUACUGACUGUACUCUCCCCUGGGAAAGGGUCAGGAUGUGUGAGGCCAUACAUGGUCCAGAACAGCUGGGUAAACCUCACAGAAACCAACAGGGGCUCGUUCCCUGUGGGCACAGUAUUGCAGUACAGCUGUGACCCCGGCUACCUGCCAGAUGGACCCAGCAUCCUCACCUGCACCGCACUGGGGCGAUGGUCAUCUGAACCUCCUCAUUGUAUACGAAGUGGUGCAUGUCUACCCCUCUCUAAACCUGAGAACGGGGGCUACACGUGCCACCCAUCACCCUGUCGACUGUUUUCCCAUGGCACUGUGAUUGAGUUCUUCUGUAAUGAGGGCUUCGUUGUCAGCGGAGAUUAUAACUACUUGACCUGUCAGGAUGGAGAGUGGGACGCACCCAUGGAAGUCAGCUGUGUAAGCCAAGGCUGUAUAAGACCUUCUGUGGUCCAGCAUGGCUCUACUAAUCUGACAGACAGCAACAGGAGCUUGUUCCCGGUGGGCACAGUGCUACAAUACAGCUGUGAUCCUGGUUACGUGCCCGCAGGACCCAGCAUCCUCACCUGCACCUCAGUGGGGGAUUGGUCCUCUGAACCUCCUCGCUGUAUCCGCAGUGACAUUUGCCAGCCUCCGUACCAGCCUGAGAAUGGAGGCUACACCUGCCACCCUUCCCCGUGCAGACGACUUUCUCACGGCACUGUGAUUCAGUAUUUCUGUGAUGAAGGUUAUAUUCUGAAAGGCGACUAUAAUUUCCGGACCUGUCAGUAUGGGAAAUGGGACAGCCUAAUGCCGAUCAGCUGCCUAAUGGAGCAAGGUUGUAUAAGACCCUCCAUGGUACAGCACGGCUCUACUAAUCUGACAGGCACCAACAGGAGCUUGUUCCCCGUUGGCACAGUGCUGCAGUACAGCUGUGACCCUGGUUACGUGCUGGAUGGAAGCAGCAUCCUCACCUGCACCUCAGUGGGAGACUGGACAUCGGAAACUCCUCGCUGUAUCCGUAGCGACGUAUGCCAGACUCCAUAUCAGCCACCGAACGGAGGUUACACCUGCCAUCCCUCUCCAUGCAGAAGACUUACUCACGGCACUGUGAUUGAAUAUUUCUGUGAGGAGGGUUAUAUCCUGAAGGGAGACUAUAAAUACCUUACCUGUCAGUACGGAGAAUGGGACAGUCAGCUGAAGCUGAGCUGUGUCAUGGAGCAAGACCGAAAUCCAGCUUUGCCGUUAGGGAUGCCAGCCUUGUCCAUAGUGGCAUCCACAGCCAGCUCAGUGGCUCUGAUUCUGCUCCUGGUGGUCCUGUUUGUACUUCUGCAGCCCAAACUCAAGUCCUUCCAACGACGUGACCAAGGGGUGUCCGGACAGCCUGUGUCGAUCAUGGUGGAGGGAGUCCAGGUGACCCUGCCCUCAUACGAGGAAGCUGUGAGCAGUAACAGAGCCCCGGCCUCAGCCCUCAGCUCCGAGUCUCGAGUCCAGAUAGUGCUGUCCGAGGGUCAGUGUGCCACAGCGCCAGAGGCUGGCCCCUCUCGGCCUUCUUCCCUCAAACAGCAGCAGUCAGAGAUGGCUGUAGUCCACCCCGUACCAGCAUCCUCAUCCUCCUCAUCACCCUCAUCCUCCACCUGGGUUCUGGAUCAUGCAGGGGCUGCAGGGGGCACCUCAUCCUCAAUAAGAAGGCCGUCUGCAGGCAGCGACCAACACAGCCUGUCUCUAGACUCUGAGAUGGACUACUCCGAUGAUAUGCCGCUGCUGAAGGAGGCCUGAAUUAUACAGGAGACUCUUACCCAAGACAACCAGCUUUGCUACUGACCCGUACUGGCGAGCAGGAAUUUUUUCAACACAGCUGUCAACACAGAGAAGCCCUACUACAGAGGCUGAGUGAAGCUGUGGGACACUCAGAAUAAUUCAUCUGAUCAUCCCAAAGAAAAACAUGAAGGGGAUUCACAUGUACAUACAUACUUACAUUUUUAUAGGGUGUAAAUCUAUUAAUCUGUCAUCUCAAAGUCAAACGAAUUCCUGAGGGACUGCGUCUUUGUUGACAAAAAAAAAAUGUAUGGGAAAGAGUUGCAAGCUCAGUUUGGGAACUAAUAAUGUCAUCUGUGUCUUAUUUACUUUUCUUUUAUCACACAUCCCACCAUUCGAGGAACGCAAAUAUGCAUGAAGGCCAUGUUUAUUAGAUGGUUGUCCAAGUUAUGUAAGCUCACGCCAUUGUCCUCAAUCAUGACUCACAUCAUUCCACUUGUCACUGUAUAGUAUAAUGCUGCUUGUCUACCCAAGACUGAAUUGAGGGCCUGCAUUCAACACAUGUCAUCCCUCCAUCAGCCACGUAUCCAAAUACAUUUCUUCCUCAUACUCAUACCCUUUCCCCCAAUGGCCUUAGCUUUCCACUUCUAUGCACAGGUAUCUAUAAUAUGUGAAACACGGAAUCUUAAAAAUGAAUGUCAGUAAAAAACGCCUCCACUGCUUGGUGAUAUUGCGCGUGGCUUCGUCAGACACAUCACUCGUACACAGGAAAAUAUUAUCUUAAUUUAUUAAGGCUGCUUGGGAAAUUCCUCUUUCGAAGUCUAAAAGGGAAAUUUACUCGUGUAUUUAAUUUAUUUGUGCCCGGAACGCUGUUGAUCAGCCUUGGCUUUUUUUUUUCUUUUUUUGUUUUGAUGCUUCCACAGUUCAUGGAAAGAAAAAAAAAAAAAGGAGGUCUUUUUUUAUGUUGCAGCAUCAGUUUGAAUUCUACUUCAGGCACGUUCUUCUGUGACACUGUAAAAGAGUAUGUGUACAGUUUCGUGUGGUGUCAGUGUUCACUUUGUUCGACCGUCCAUUGAGUUUUCAUUUCGGACUGCGGAAUGGAUUUUUUUUUUUUAUUUUUCGUGAAGACAGUAUUUUAAUAUAUGUAAAAAGAUUUAAGUUAAGUUUUCUCUGUAUAUAUCAUGAGAUCAUUUUUGAUUAAAUAUUAUUUGAGGUGUU